Molecule: messenger RNA, 576 nt
Organism: Penicillium coprophilum
Lineage: Eukaryota; Fungi; Ascomycota; Eurotiomycetes; Eurotiales; Aspergillaceae
Product: polyadenylate-binding protein
Exons: 4
Coding region: 1-576 (191 amino acids)
Molecular function (GO): RNA binding
Source: RefSeq, a predicted model, not a curated record
AUGGCUGCCGAAGGCCAGGAGAUCCCCGAGGAGGUCAAGGCGGAGCAGAUCCCAUCCCAGGAAGAUGGCGCAGAUGACGAGGAAGAGAUUGAGGCCAUGAAGCGACGAGUGGCCGAGAUGGAAUCCGAGGCUGCUAAGCUGCGCGAGAUGCAGGCCGACCUUGAUCAGCAAACCGUGAGCUUGCAAGAGAACAAAGAAGAUAUUGAUGCGCGUAGCAUCUUCGUGGGCAAUGUCGAUUACGGUGCUUCCCCAGAGGAGAUUCAGGCUCAUUUCCAGAGCUGUGGUUCCAUCAACCGGGUUACCAUUUUGCUGGACAAGUUCUCUGGCCAGCCCAAAGGUUAUGCUUACGUUGAAUUCGCGGAACCUAGCCUGGUUGCUCAGGCUCUGGUGUUGAAUGAGAGUGUCUUCCGCGGUCGCAAUUUGAAGGUCGUUCCUAAGCGUACCAACCUGCCUGGUAUGCACCGUGGCCGUGGCCGUGGCCGGGGUGGCUUCCCUCGUGGUCGUGGCUUCCCCCGUGGUGGAUAUCGUGGUGGUGCUAGCUUCCGGGGUCGGGGACGUGGUUUCUCACCUUACUAA